AUGGUUAUGGGGAAGUCAGAAAUGGCGGAAGAUGCAAUUACAGUUUAUGCGGACGGGGUCUAUGACAUGCCGCACUUAGGCCAUAUGCGCCAAUUGGAGCAGGCUAAAAGGUUGUUCCCCAACUGCAAACUGGUGAUUGGUGUAGCUUCCGAUGAGGAAACCAUAAAACUCAAGGGGCAAUUGGUGAACAAUUUAUUUGAGCGUGUGGAAACGAUGAGGCACAUAAGAUGGGUGGAUGAGAUCAUUUCACCCUGCCCUUGGGUCAUAACUCCACAGUUUGUGGAGGAACACAAGAUAGAUUAUGUGGCACACGAUGACAUUCCCUAUUCAUCGGAUAAUUUUAAGCCGCAAAAAAACGUAAAGGGAUUGUCAGCUGGGUUGGAUAACUCGGAAGAUAUUUAUGAUUGGUUGAAGAAAGUGGGAAAGUUUAAGGCCACUGUUAGGACUUCCGGUAUCUCCACUACCCAGAUCAUAGUCCGUAUAUUACAAAGCUACGAAGAUUACGUCAACAUAUCACUGAUUAAUGGAGUGGAUCCCAGUGUCUUAGGUUUAGGGUCUGUUGCUGCCAAGUCUAUUAAGGGUAGAAAUUCCAUCAAACAUUUCGGUAGGAAAUUGUAUGAUGAAUUUACCCAGAUUACCCUUACGGAUAAAUUCAUAGGUCAAGAGUUUGACGAUACAAUAGAAUCAUUUCGAAACAAGAUAGUUGAUGGGUUUUCAGGAUGGCGCUGCUCAUAUAUGUCAUUACUCAAAAGGUUUGUACAUAAUUACGAUUCCCGAGUUAAUCAACAAUCGCCACAAGAUUCAACUACACUUAUCACGCAAUCAAAAGCUUCGACUUCGACUACUAGCGAAUGGGCAUAUGAUUUCAAAACGCCAGACUUAAAAAUCAACAGGAUAAUAGUGAAUGAAGGUGGUAGGAAGGAGGGAAUGACUGUCGUAUAUUCCGAUGGUAUAUUUGAUCUGUUACACUACGGGCAUAUGCGACAACUUGAGCAGGCAAAAAAGUUUAAUGAUAAUGUGUGGCUCAUAGUCGGUGUGGUAUCAGAUGAAGAUGUCGAGUUUCACCGUAUACGUACUGUGCAGAAUUUGUCGGAGAGAGUUAGAACACUUGAACACAUAAAGUGGGUAGAUGAGAUCAUUUAUCCUGCUCCAUGGAUAAUCAAAAGUGAAUUUAUGAAUACCUACAAAAUAGAUUUUGUGGCGCAUGAUCAUGCUCCUUAUCCUAUGCUUAGAUGUUUAAAUCCCGAGAAAUGUCGCACUGGGGCUCUGAAAAAGAGCGUGGUUGAUGAUGUUGUUUCUGAAGCUGGUCUACUGGUCCAACAAAAUACAUUUGACGACUCGGUACAGGAUUUUGAUCAUGAUGUAGCAAAAUCUAGUAUAGAGCAGUUGGAUGAUAGGCUUCUAAUAACUCGUAAUAAUUCCAGAUGCAAAUGUUAUAUAGCUGAUAUUUACGGUUGGCUUAAGAAAGCUGGUAAGUUUAUUCCGACCCAAAGAACUUCAUCAAUUAGCACAAUGGGUUUGAUCCUUAGAAUACUGUGCAACUACGAAUUGUACUUGGAAAGAUCUUUAUCCCGCGGUGUACCGCCUAGGGAAUUGAAUAUAGGCUACACACUUGCCAAGUCCAUAGAGGUCAAGCAGACCAUUAGGAACUUGAGGGAUAAGGUGGUUAAUGGUAUUGAGCAAAUAACAUUAACAGACAGUCCUAUAGGUCACGAGUUUGACCAAAAAUUGGAAGAUAUCCAAAAUCGCAUUGUGUCCCUUUAUGACGAAUGGAGGGAGAACUCUUCAAGACUUUUAAAUGGUUUCGUUGAGACUUUUGACGUUAAAGCUAGGAUUCACAGAUCCAAUACUCUUGAUGAAUCUAUUGCAAUAGCGAAUGAAGAAAAUGAAUUUACAGAAGGGAUGGUGCCUCGUUAA
Messenger RNA from Babesia microti strain RI, 1917 nucleotides. Its product is annotated as choline-phosphate cytidylyltransferase. Gene Ontology annotation, molecular function: choline-phosphate cytidylyltransferase activity; phosphatidylcholine binding. Lineage: Eukaryota; Apicomplexa; Aconoidasida; Piroplasmida; Babesiidae. Gene Ontology annotation, biological process: CDP-choline pathway. The coding region runs from base 1 to 1917 and encodes 638 amino acids. The record is from RefSeq and is a predicted model, not a curated record. The transcript has 2 exons.